AUGGUCACAAAGCUUGCCAUCCCAACGGCGAAGACGGCUUCUAUGUUCCGGCUCAUGCGUUUAUUAGUACACUCUGGCUUCUUCGCAGUUCGAAAAGUCUGCAAAAUUCAACAAGAAGAAGAAGAAGAAGGAUAUGUGCUCACACCUUCUUCAAGGCUCCUUCUUAAAGAUAAUGUCAUGAGUGUGACACCCUUGUUGCAAGCAGUGCUUGAUCCAAUCUCAAUGACACCUUGGAAUUUCCUUAGUGAAUGGUUCCAGGGAGAUGGUCUCACACCAUUUGAGACUGCACAUGGCAGGACCUUCUGGGACUAUGCAAGCCAAGAUAUUGAACUCUACAACAUCUUCAACGAGGCCAUGGCAAGCGAUGCUCGAUUGGUGAUGAGUGUGGUUAUUACAAAGUGCAAGGGUGUGUUUGAAGGGUUAGGAUCAUUGGUUGAUGUAGGGGGUGGCACUGGAACUGCGGCUAAGACCAUUGUUGAAACCUUCCCAUCCUUGAAAUGCAUGGUGUUUGAUCUCCCACAUGUGGUUUCUAGAUUGAAAGGGAAUGAGAACCUUACAUAUAUUGCAGGUGACAUGUUUGACUCAAUUCCUCAUACAGAUGCAGUUCUGCUCAAGGCAAGUUAA
Molecule: messenger RNA, 624 nt
Organism: Telopea speciosissima
Lineage: Eukaryota; Viridiplantae; Streptophyta; Magnoliopsida; Proteales; Proteaceae
Product: probable O-methyltransferase 3
Exons: 1
Coding region: 1-624 (207 amino acids)
Biological process (GO): methylation
Molecular function (GO): S-adenosylmethionine-dependent methyltransferase activity; O-methyltransferase activity
Source: RefSeq, a predicted model, not a curated record